Messenger RNA from Torulaspora delbrueckii, 1788 nucleotides. RefSeq names its product amino acid permease GAP1 (gene GAP1). The transcript has a single exon. Gene Ontology annotation, cellular component: membrane. The record is from RefSeq and is a predicted model, not a curated record. Gene Ontology annotation, biological process: amino acid transmembrane transport. Gene Ontology annotation, molecular function: amino acid transmembrane transporter activity. Bases 1 to 1788 code for a protein of 595 amino acids. Lineage: Eukaryota; Fungi; Ascomycota; Saccharomycetes; Saccharomycetales; Saccharomycetaceae.
AUGAGUAUCAUUGAAGAAAAAACUAGGCUGCCCGCCUCCAAGGGCGGCGAUAAUGUGGUCGUUGAGAACAUAUCGCAGGAACCAGUGUCGUACGACCAGUCCCAGGGUAGUUCGACUGAAGCACAUUCCCGUUGGGGUCGCUUCAAGGAAUCUUUCAAGCGUGCGGAAGAAAUGGAGCUGGAUCCAAAUCUUACCGAGGCAGAAAGGAUCGCUAUCAAGACUGCUCAAUCUCCGUUGAAGCACCAUUUGAAAAAUAGACACUUGCAAAUGAUUGCCAUUGGUGGUGCCAUUGGUACGGGUUUGUUUGUCGGUAGUGGUACUGCGUUAAGAACUGCUGGUCCCGCUGGUAUUCUGAUCGGAUGGGGUUUAACCGGUACAAUGAUUUACUCGAUGGUUAUGGCAGUUGGUGAGCUGGCUGUGGUUUUCCCUGUGGCAGGUGGUUUCACUACGUAUGCCACUCGUUUUGUGGACGAGUCGUUUGGUUUUGCUGCUAAUUUCAUCUACAUGUUGCAAUGGUUGGUUGUGCUUCCUUUGGAAAUUGUUGCUGCAUCGAUUACGGUCAAUUACUGGGGUACAGAUCCGAAAUACCGUGAUGGUUUUGUUGCAUUAUUCUACGUUGUCAUUGUUAUUAUCAAUAUGUUUGGUGUUAAGGGUUACGGUGAAGCAGAAUUUAUCUUUUCGUUUAUCAAAGUGAUCACUGUGAUCGGAUUUAUUAUUAUGGCCAUCGUGCUUAUCUGUGGUGGUGGUAAGGAUCACAAGUACAUCGGUGCACAGUACUGGUACAAUCCGGGUGCUUUUGUCGGUGACACAGCUGGGCAGCAGUUCCAGGGUUUUUGUACCGUCUUCGUUACCGCAGCUUUCUCGUUUGCAGGUUCUGAGUUGGUCGGUUUGGCUGGUUCCGAAGCUGAAGAGCCCAGAAAAUCCGUUCCAGGUGCUGCCAAGCAGGUCUUUUGGAGAAUCACCUUAUUUUACAUUCUAUGCCUGUUGCUGAUCGGUAUGCUGGUCCCAUCCGACAGUCCUCGUCUGAUCGGUGCUUCCAGUGUUGAUGCUGCAGCUUCACCUUUCGUGAUCGCCAUUGUCAACCAUGGUAUCAAGGGUCUACCAAGUGUCGUCAACGUUGUCAUUCUUAUCGCCGUUCUUUCUGUCGGUAACUCGGCCAUCUACUCGUGCUCCAGAACUUUGGCUGCACUUGCUGAUCAAGGCUUCCUACCAAGUAUUUGCGGCUACAUCGACCGUGGUGGAAGACCAUUGGUUGGUAUCGCUAUUUCUGCGUUCUUCGGUCUAAUUGCCUUUGUCGCACAAUCCAAAAAGGAAGGUGAUGUUUUCAAUUGGCUGAUGGCUCUAUCCGGUCUGUCUUCCCUAUUCACCUGGGCAGGUAUCUGUCUGUGCCACAUCCGUUACAGAGGUGCUUUGGCGGCCCAGGGAAGAUCCACCGAUGAAUUGCCCUUCCAGGCUCCAGCCGGUGUAUGGGGAUCUUACUGGGGAUUCUUCAUGUGUAUCCUCAUGUUCAUCGCUCAAUUUUACGUUGGUUUGUUUCCUCCAGGUACCAAGCCCAACGCAUAUGAUUUCUUCCUCGCCUACUUGUCGUUCUGUAUCUUCAUUGCCCUGUACGCCUUCCACAAGAUUUGGAAGAGAAAUUGGAAAUUGUUCAUUCCAUUGAAGGACCUGGACAUCGAUACCGGUAGAAGAGAAGUCGACUUGGACGUGCUCAGAGAGGAACUAGCCGAGGAGAGAGCCGCUUUGGCUGCAAGACCAUUCUGGUACAGGUCCUGGAAGUUCUGGUGUUAA